This is a messenger RNA of Aspergillus aculeatus ATCC 16872, 1616 nucleotides long. RefSeq lists its product as uncharacterized. Lineage: Eukaryota; Fungi; Ascomycota; Eurotiomycetes; Eurotiales; Aspergillaceae. The record is from RefSeq and is a predicted model, not a curated record. The coding region runs from base 42 to 1256 and encodes 404 amino acids. The transcript has 5 exons.
GGCACUGACACAUUGAUGGGACGGCAGUCCUGCACGCAACAAUGACGGAACCCUACCUCUUUCAUGUCAGCCGCUCUGAGGAUGCAGCAAAUGGAUCGUACAUGUCCUCUCGAGGAGCUCAAGCGCUGUCUGUCAGUGUUGUUUUCACCACGCUGGCAACCCUCUUUGUCAGCGCUCGCAUUUAUACUCGAAAAACCUUGAUGAAUCGCAUGGAACCCAACGACUGGAUGAUCUUGAUCGCCUUGGUCUUAUCAUUUGUCUUCAUGGCGUUGUUCAUCGUGGAGGCUCUAAAUGGGAUGGGAAUGCGUCAAGUAGACAUCCCGCCUCUCAUUCUCGAGAAGCAAAUGAAGGCCUUCUGGCUUACCAUCCCCUUCUAUAACGCGGCCUUGCUUUGCGCCAAGGCCUCGAUUCUGAUGCAGUACUUCCGUGUCUUUCCAACCAGACGGAUGCGACGCAUCUGCUGGCUCAUGAUCGCCGUGUUGGCUACGUACGGGACCUGGGCUGUUCUGAGUGCUUUCCUCAAUUGCGUCCCCGUGGCCAAGUUCUGGGACCCAUCGAUCCGGGGGUUCUGUCUGAACUCAGAGGGCCUGUGGUUUUCCAAUGCAUCGAUGCACAUCACCACCGACCUGGUCAUCCUAAUCAUCCCGGUCCCAGCGUUGAUGGCGCUCGAGCUGCCGAAAAAACAGAAGAUUGCGCUGAUUUCGAUCUUCGCAAUAGGCGGAUUUGUGUGUGUCACCAGCAUAUGCCGCCUAGUUGCCGUCAAGAAGAUCGCCGACUCCUCUGAUCCCACCUACGACAACGUCGGCGCAGCCUCCUGGUCCGCCAUCGAAUGCAACACCGGAAUCAUCUGCGCCUGCCUCCCGACGCUCCGCCCGCUAAUCUCGCGGAUCCUGCCCCAUCUCCUCUCGACCCUCAGCGGCGGCCGUCAAGCCUACGGCACGUCGCCCCUGUCCGGCGCCCAGGCGCCCACCUACUGGAACGGCACCGGCGCCACCGUCACCACGACCAUAACCACCCACCUCGAAGACCUCGAGUACGCCCACUGCGCCGGCGACGCCGACCGCUACCUCACCUUGGUGCCCGGCAGCGACGUCAACGGCCAGGGCAAGCUCAUGGUCCGCGAAACCCAUCAUCUCGCCGGAGCAGGAGGAGGAGGAGCGGGGGACUUGAAGGAAGCGUUGGCCCGCAAGGAGCAGCGAGGCGAUAGUUCGUCCUCCUCGUCGCCGCCCCGAGGAGUCGGCAAUCUUCUCGGAUAACCAACAAGUUGGAUUGUGGUAACUGUGUUGAUGCUGUUGCUAAUCGUGAAGGUAAAAAAAUUAAGGGCCGACCCCUAUGGGGCGGGGGAAGAGCAACGGUCGGUUUUUUGUUCCACUUCAGUAUAUAUAUCCAGGAAUCGCUAUACCCACUUCUCUCUUUUUCGAUUCUCAGUCACCACAGACUCCAUUGACCUUCUUUUUGCUAUGGCUGUGGUCUCGUUCAUUUAGCUUUUGCCAAGUAGCACUUUUUUUUUGUGUUUUUUUUUAUCUUCUUUUCAUAUAUACCUUUUACUGAGUGUGUCUUUGACAUGAUUGGGGCAGUAAUGGAAUGGAUAUGAAUAAUUUUGGUCGAAUGGGGAG